UCUGGCAAACAAAAACAACACGAUUUUAAAGAAGUAUUUUACAUGUGAAAUCAUUUUAUACGAAGGAUCAAGCAAUGUAAAGCGGACACCUGCAGAGGUUAAGAAAUUGUUCCAGAAUGUGAAAAGUAGAGCCAAGAAAAAGUAUAACGAAAACAUGGCCACUGGUGGCGGUCCAGUUGGCAAGAUAACACUGGCAGAGGAAAUUGUCCUUGAAUUUCUGAAGGACAAGCCCCAACUCAUAGGGAUCCCAGGCGGGAUAGAAUCUGGAGUGAUAGAGCCUGUGGAAGAUGCUGCCAGUGUUGCAGAUUUGGUUGUGCAACAAGCCCCAAUGACAGAGAGUAAGCACAUCAGCACGCAUCAAGAAACAGUGUCAGUUCAUGCCAUUGAACAUCCAAGUGUGUCCCAUGAACACCCAGAUGAACCCAGAGUGAUGCAGACAAAUACAAAGAAACGUCGUAGGAAGUGCAUGGAUAGGAUUGAGCUCACCGAGGAGCUUCAUGACCUUGAAGUUUGCAGAGCAAGAAAGGAGAUUGAACUUUUAGAUUUAAAAAUAGCUCAACAACGUGAACUUUUCCAAUUGAAAAAAUCUGUUCUGGAGAAUGCCAUGCGAAAUGCUAACAUGGAUUUCAACAUUACUUUUCCAGGAUUAGGAAAUGAAAGUUACAAUUUUUCAUAAGAUCUCUUUUUGAAUGCAGUAUAAAUUGUUAAAGCUGCACUCUCACACAUUUACCAUUUUUACAACUUUUUCAUGUUUUGUCUUUAAUUAUAUCAUAGAUUUCAAUAUUUCUGUUCGAAAAUUAAUA
Molecule: messenger RNA, 803 nt
Organism: Mya arenaria
Lineage: Eukaryota; Metazoa; Mollusca; Bivalvia; Myida; Myidae
Exons: 6
Coding region: 155-676 (173 amino acids)
Source: RefSeq, a predicted model, not a curated record